This is a messenger RNA of Rotaria sp. Silwood2, 645 nucleotides long. NCBI's taxonomy places the organism in Eukaryota, Metazoa, Rotifera, Eurotatoria, Philodinida, Philodinidae. The record is from the annotation of a GenBank genome assembly.
AUGGGUGGCGCAGUAAGUCGUGCAACACGAUUUUUACGUAUGUAUAAUAUUGAUAAUCGAGUUGACAGAGUUCUUUCAAAAGAAAAACCAACUGCCGCUCCACGAUAUCCAGCAGAUUUACAAUCAACUAAUGCUGAAAAAAACAUUGCACCUGAAACAAUACAUCAAAAAGAUCAACAACUAUUAAAAUAUUUACGUGAUGUUAAAGUUUAUUCGACUGGUGACAAUCCAGUAAUACAUCGAUUAGAUGAUACAAGUAGUCAUCCAACAAUUCCUCCGUUAUUAAAUCAUCUUGAAGAGCCAUUAGAUGAACAAAGUGCUGAUGGUGCUUUUGGUUAUGUUGAACCACAACGUAUACCACCAGGUCGUGUAUCAUUACGUCAAUUUCUUACCUAUCUUCAAAAAUAUCGUGAUUCACCAGAAGAAUAUUCUAUUGAUCGUUUUGUUGAUAUGUAUACAAUUAAACCAGACAUAGCACAAAAACUUUUUAAAUAUCAUAGUUUAUUAGCAUUACAAGAAUUUUCUCGUCGACAAAGUACAGCACCAGCAAGACCACCACAUAUUGCAGCAAUUGAACUUAUGGGUAUUGAAGCUGAAGCAACUAGAAAACCAGGUCCUGAAACAGGCAUAACAUCGAAAUUUUAA